Messenger RNA from Nannospalax galili (Upper Galilee mountains blind mole rat), 5450 nucleotides. RefSeq names its product KIAA0825 ortholog. The coding region runs from base 743 to 4609 and encodes 1288 amino acids. The record is from RefSeq and is a predicted model, not a curated record. Lineage: Eukaryota; Metazoa; Chordata; Mammalia; Rodentia; Spalacidae. The transcript is spliced from 24 exons.
CGUCGCCAGGGUGGUUUGGGCUGGUGGAGCACUUGACUCUGCCCCCAUUUCAGGCUCCUAAGAGAUCCGCGUCGGAGGCGGAGACUGUUAUCAUACUAUUGAAGGAAUGCUACUCAAUGAAGUAGAACUUCUCCAUGAGUCUUAUGCUGGGAGGAGGAAAAGUCUGGAGGCUGAUGCGAGCCAGAGGAGGAACUUUUCUCCAGGAGAAAGAUUUCACACAACUCUACUUGUCAGACUACCUUUCAGGAGAGACUAGAGCCAAGACAUUGAUGGAUGUCUUUACGUGUCACUCACAUCUGGUUCAUGGCUCAAGCCUGAAGGCUAUAAUGUCAUGAUGGAGAAGAUAACUCAAGUUUUGAAUGUGUCCCAUCCUCUACCCUGUCAGUGAUGAAGCUUUGUGCAAUUAUUUAUAAAAACUGGAAAAGACUGCUGGAGAGACUAAAGGAGAGGCCAUUCUACUAAUAACUCAUAGGAAAUAACUCUUUCCCUACUUGGGAUUAGACCAGCUCAUUCUUAGAUUCUUCUGAAAUAAAAGUAGCAGUCCACACAGCUUAUUCAGCAAUGUAACAGAAGAGACCCUCCAACCAUGAUGGAUAUAAGAAAUAGGCUCCAGCAUUGUCAAUAAUGUUGGUUGUACACCAGAAGUGGACGGAGGGACCCUAUUGCUGAAGACACUGCUUGAUGUGAGCACAGGAGAGGGAGAAAUCAAGCUUGGACUAAGCUGGAAACCCCCUGCCAUUGGAUGAGUGACUUUCAUGGUGGCAAAAGAAUGGAUGGAUUAGAUGAAUAUUCCCAUAGUUCUUUUGACCUGCAAUGCCUACUAAACUCAUUUCCUGGAGACUUGGAGUUUAAGCAGAUCUUCAGUGACAUUGAUGAACAGCUGGAACAAAAUGCUACAAGCAUGAAACAUUGCAUUGAAGAAAUACAGUCCGAAGUAAACAAACUCUGUCCAGAUGUGCAGCUGCAAACAACAACUGACUGCUUUGCAUGGAUAACUAACUAUAAUUAUAAUUCAUCUAAGUCACCAUUCAUUCCCCAUGAAGAUUUGAUAAAAUUCCUCAAAACAUUGCAAAAAUUCUUGAAGAAUGAGCAAAAUCAAGAAGAAAUGAUUCUGGAUUUGCUUUGGGACCUCUCUUGCCAGAGAAGUGUUUCAUUUCCAUCGACCCUAGGUGGGACAUCAUUCUGUUUCCUCUCCAGGACGUCUCUGCAUUCCGUUGAAGAUGACUCCUGUGUGGAUGUAAAGUCUAUAUGGGAUGAUAUAAGACUACAUCUUCGACGUUUCUUAGUGAACAGAUUAGAAAACUAUAAUGAAAUAAACAAUUCGCAGCAGCAAAAAAUUGUAUUGAAAAAUCAGUGUCUACAACAACUAUUGUUUCUUUAUCCAGAGUCAGAAGUGAUCAUCAAGUACCAAAACAUACAGAUUAAAGCAUUGGCUGACUUUCUGCAGAACUAUUUUCCUUCUUACAAAAGAGACUCAAAUUUAGAAGUAAUAGUUUGUGGAUACAAAAGUACAAUGCUUAAGUUAUAUUCAAUGAUAAAAGAGGAUUUUAAUGUACUAUGUGAAAUUUUAGCUACAUCCUCAAUAGUAAAGUUCAUUAAAGAAACUUACCUGGAUACAGUUACAGAAGAAAUGGCAAAUUUUCUUGAAAAUUUUUGUGAGCUGCGGUUCAAUGAAAAUGCUGUUCGGGUGGUUAGAACAAGCAGGAGUUCCGGCAGGCAUAGAGGAGCAGUGCGUGCUUUGGUUGUUCCUGAAGGCACACAGAAGGGAAGAAAUUUUUCUUUAUCCUUAGAUGAACUCAAAUUCUUAUCACAGCUCACAGAAUCCUUUUUGAAGCUGGAAAGCAACAUUCAAGAAUUGUUUGAAGAAAUGUUUUUAUCGCUUAAGAUGUCCAGAAAUUCUUCAGGAAUAUUGGAGAAAUACAACAGAGAAGCCAUCCUAGAGAAACCUACAGCAAACAAAGCCAGUAUUCCUCCAGAGCAGUUGUUACCAGGCAAAGAGGCAACUUCACUAGAUUUUGAUUGGAGAAAUGCAUUUAAAGAAGUGUCUCUUCCCGUGGCACACUGCAUAAUAGCAGCAGUUGAAGACUUUUCCACAAAAGUCCUCCAACAGGAACAGACAGAAAGGACCUCCGCUGUGAGCUAUGCCAUGCUCCUCGUAAAUGUCCAGCAAGUUUGGCAAGAUGACCACAUGCUUCCUGAGGAGGAACAACCAAAGAAAGUUGCAAAGUUUUGUUCUGACAUCAUGGAAAAACUUGACACAAUGCUUCCACUGGCCCUGGCAUGCAGAGAAGAUUCUUUUCAGGAAAUUAGAGCAAACUGGGUUGAGGCCUGUUAUAAAGUGGCAACAGCUGUCCUGGAAAGACUGCAAGAGAGAGGCAAGGAGGUUCCUUCCAGAGCACCCCUAAAAAACCUGCACAUCCUCCUCUCCACCGCAGUGUAUGUCUCCCAGCAUUUCAUGCGAUAUGAUAAUUUGUUGAAAGAGACAGCUAAAAAACCCAUAUUCCUGGUGCCUGUCCAACGAUAUCAGGAAUUCAUCAACACUCUGCAGUUUCAGGUUACGGACUACUGCGUCAGAGUUUGUGCAACAAGCAUUUUACAGGAUGCUGAGAGCCACCACUGGGAUGACUACAAAGCUUUUUAUGAGGGGGAGAGAUGCUCCUUCUCGCUCCAGAUGUGGCAUUACUUCUACUGGGCUCUGCAUCAUGAUCUCUGGACCAUACUGCCCCCUAAGCUAGCCCAGGAGAUUCUAGCAGAGGUGCUGGAGAAAUCUUUGCAUCUACUUGCCUCCAGAUAUGCUGGGGCCCAUCCCAGUUUUAAGAGAACUGCACAGUUAAGACUUGAUGUCACAACAAUUUUAAUAUGCACUGAGAACAUAUUAUGGUCAAUUUGUACAUCUGUUCAGGAACUUUUGAAUCCUCAUGAGUAUAACAAUAAUAAAAUUUUUAAAAUCCAUACUCAUUGCAAUAAUCUGGUUACAACAUUAGCUAUUUUGACAUCACCAUUAACAGAACUGUAUAAGACCUUUCAGCACAGCAUGGAUGAGUCUGCUUCAAAUUCCUUAAAAUCAUUUUUCAACCAACCAUUACAUUGGAUUUCUUGCAUAUCACAUUUCUACCCUUCAUUACUCAGGACUCCAUCAGCUAGAGGACUGAAAGCCGAGGGGCAACUCAAACUGCUCUUAUCCCAGCCAAGUUGUAACUGGAACCUGCUUCUGGAAACCCUACUGCAUGAUGGUGGCCUUUUCCCAAGAAUCUUGCUGAAAAGCUCAGAACACUUCUUUCAAGAACAAGGGUCUGGCACAGAAAAUAACUGGAAUGAAAGGUGCAAUGUGAUAGAAGCCAUUUUUAAAGUUUUAUACCAUUGCAAUUUUUCUCCACAAACAUUUGGAAAUGUUUUCAUGUGCUACAUGGAAGAAGAACAGUUAUGGGACUAUUUAUACAACAUUCCAGUCUCAACGCGCAUGGAGUCCCAGCCAGAAGUCAUCCGAUGUCUGAGACUGGCACUUAUGGACGCUGUCAAGGACACUGUGAAGCAGACAAUAUCUGUGAUAAGCUUGGGGAGAAAGGACGAUGCAAACCAAAACAAGCCCAGUGUUCCUUGUCAUCUGCUUCAGAGCAUUCCACAAGAAUGGAAGUACAUUCCAAAAGAAGUCAAGAGGAAAGAGGCAAGCAAAGGCUUCACAAGGCUUGCUGUUCAAGCAGUAUCUAUUGUGAUCAGCAAGUUACCUACGGUGAUUGCAUGUUUGCCUCCCACAAUUAAAUACUUCUUUUUUCUGUCUGAGAGAAAAAUGUCAAAAAACUUGGUUGAAUUGAAGAAAGCUGGCCUGCUUGUCUGGAACUUGAUUGUAAUUAUAUGUCGUAUAUUUGAGGAUGGAAACACUGUGGAACUUUUAACAGGUGCCUCCCCUGACAGAUGGAGUAAAGAGAAGCUGAGUUUAAUUUGUGUGUGUUUGGAAAGCAUCCUGAGAGAACGAAGCAGCCCUAAUCAAAUGACCCAACAGGUCAUACUGAGUAUCGAGCGGCAGAGACCCAAUUGGAUGGAACGCCAACUGUUGAAAGCAAGAACACUGAGCACCAAAUGUGCAUUUAUGACAAUGGAGGAAAGCACAGCCUUAGAAGGAGAUGCCACUCUUGAACUGACUGAGCAGAAAAUAAACAGGAUGGUCCUGGAUCUCUGCCACAAACCAGGUGGCAGCAAGUACCUGAGGCAAAUUUAUCACAUCAUGCAGCUCAAUGAGGAAUAUUUAAAAGAACAGCUGCUUUCUAUGAAUGGUUCACAGAAAAAGCCAUUACCCACCCGACCUCUAAAGAUAACCUUGAGGACUGUAGAAGACCAGCCUUCUGUGUUUAACCCUUUCCGUGUGUAUAAGGUGUUUCAUGAAAACAUGCUAGAUCAGUCAGCCACUGCAAAAUGGAACUGGAAUUGGUCAAACUUGCUGCCAAAUUAUCUGGGACUGGACAAGAUGACCUUCAGGGUACUGCUCAAUAACAGGUGGGAAAUGAGGAAAGAUGAAACACUAGAAGAGGAAGAAAAAACAAUGCUGGAACAUUUAAAACAAGUUUGUACCAUACAGAACUCCUCUGUCUCAGACAAUGUAGAGAAAGAGUAAUCUGCAGAAGACAGCAACAGCUUUAUCUUGGGAAACCAUCACAUCCAUUGCAGUAGGCUUUCUACUACGGUUAGAACGAACUCAAAUGUGCUGUGAAGCAGGCAGCCAGUGACUGAGUAAUCUCUGCACUGGAAAGGAAUGCAUCACAUGAAGAAUAAAAGGCUCCACAGUUUUUACUUUAAAAAUAAUUUCAAAUGUUUUUCUUUCCUCAACCUUUCUCUUUAUCUGAUAAAACUGCUGCCAUCUCGUGUUCUCUUUGAAUUAUUUUUUUCCUUUCUUUCAGUCUCAAAGUAUCUAUGACAACAGAAAAAAUGUUCAGAAAUCUUUCCUUAAGGAUUUUUUAAAUACAAUAUUUGGAUGUUAUGUUGAAUGGAGUCACAUAGCACCUGGGAGUCAUCUGAAAUUUACAGUUUAAUUCUGUAGCUGUAGCCCAAGUCUAGAUUUUAAUUGCCUUUAAAUACUCACCGUUGGACCAGUCUCUCUUCCCAUAUAACCUCUUCCACAUCCAAUUCAUCUUAACCACAGCCACAAAAGCCUUCUCCAGCAUUAUUAACUUCAGUCAUCUCUUCUUGCUGUGGUUUCAUCCCCACUCCUAAAUAUGAUUCAAACUUCCACUCAUAUGCUUUCAGGUCCUGUACCAAAUGGCUCCAAUUCAGGCAGCUCUUGCCAUCUUUUUGACUCAAGCCAUAUGCUUACCAUUUUUUCCAACUAUAAAUCAUCUUUCUUCCAAACCUGUACUCAAAACUCAUCCUCCUCUGCCCCAUAAUUCAUUAUUCACUAUAUCUAAUACUGUUCUUAAUUUCAUUUUACACACACACACACACACACACACACACACACA